Carcharodon carcharias (great white shark) is the source of this 3772-nucleotide messenger RNA. RefSeq names its product eph receptor A3 (gene epha3). Gene Ontology annotation, molecular function: transmembrane-ephrin receptor activity; protein binding; ATP binding. Lineage: Eukaryota; Metazoa; Chordata; Chondrichthyes; Lamniformes; Lamnidae. The transcript is spliced from 17 exons. Bases 1 to 2961 code for a protein of 986 amino acids. Gene Ontology annotation, biological process: axon guidance; protein phosphorylation; cell surface receptor protein tyrosine kinase signaling pathway. Gene Ontology annotation, cellular component: neuron projection; plasma membrane. The record is from RefSeq and is a predicted model, not a curated record.
AUGGCCUUGGGUUCCCAAAUCUGCAUUCUCCCUCUGAUCCUCUGCUGUGUGAUCUGCGCGGCACAAGCAAUUGGGCAUUCUGCAAAUGAAGUUAACCUCCUGGAUUCUAAAGCAGUUCAAGGGGAGCUGGGAUGGAUAUCCUACCCGAUACAUGGGUGGGAAGAAAUCAGUGGAGUGGAUGAGCACUACAUACCAAUCCGUACCUACCAGGUAUGCAAUGUGAUGGAACCCAGCCAGAACAACUGGCUCCGGACAAACUGGAUUCCACGGAACUCAGCUCAGAAGGUUUAUGUCGAGCUUAAGUUCACUCUGAGGGACUGCAACAGCAUCCCUUUGGUCUUGGGAUCCUGUAAAGAAACUUUCAACCUCUAUUAUAUGGAGUCUGAUGAAGAUCACAUUGUCAGGUUUAGAGAAAGCCAGUUUGUAAAGAUUGACACAAUUGCUGCAGACGAGAGUUUCACCCAGAUGGACCUGGGGGAUAGAAUCCUCAAGCUGAACACUGAGGUCCGCGAGGUUGGGCCAAUCAACAAGAAAGGAUUUUAUUUGGCCUUUCAGGAUGUUGGUGCCUGUGUUGCUUUGGUGUCUGUGCGUGUCUUCUUCAAAAAGUGUCCUUUCAUCACGAGGAACUUGGCAAUGUUCCCGGACACAGUGCCUGGAGUGGACUCCCUGUCUCUUGUGGAGGUGCGUGGUUCCUGUGUCAAUCAUUCCAAGGAGGAGGACCCACCCAGGAUGUAUUGCAGCACUGAUGGAGAAUGGCUGGUGCCAAUAGGGAAGUGCCUGUGCAAUGCUGGAUAUGAGGAAAGAGGAAGCACGUGCCAAGCCUGCAAAUCUGGGUUCUACAAAGCCUUUGCUGGAAAUGUUAAGUGUGCCAAGUGUCCUCCUCACAGUCACGCUCAAGAAGAAGGCUCUGUGUACUGCGACUGUGACAGGAAUUACUUCAGGGCACACAAAGAUCCUAUCUCCAUGGCUUGCACUAGACCUCCUUCCAUCCCGAGGAACGUGUUUUCCAACAUCAACGAGACAUCGGUUAUUUUGGACUGGAGCUGGCCGACCGAUGCAGGAGGCCGCAAGGACGUCACAUUCAGCGUCAUCUGUAAGAAGUGCACCAGCGGCCCGAGACAGUGCGAGCCGUGCAUGAGCAACGUUCAGUUCCUGCCUCGGCAGACGGGCCUGGCCAACACCACGGUGACGGUGGUCGACUUGCUUGCGCACACCAACUACACCUUUGAGAUUGAGGCCGUGAACGGGGUGUCCGGAAUGAGCUCGGUGCCGCGGCAGUUUGCUGCAGUCUCCAUCACCACCAAUCAGGCAGCUCCAUCUCUGGUCACUGUCAUUAAGAAGGAGCGGACAUCACGAAACAGCAUUUCUCUCUCUUGGCAAGAGCCAGAACAUCCGAACGGGAUCAUAUUAGACUACGAGGUCAAGUUCUACGAGAAGCAGGAGCAGGAGACCAGUUACACUAUCAUGAGGUCAAAGGGCACCAAUGUCACCAUCAACGGGCUGAAACCUGAGACCACCUACCUGUUCCAGAUCAGAGCCCGGACCGCGGCUGGUUACGGGACCAGCAGCCGCAAGUUUGAAUUUGAGACCAGUCCUGACUCCUUCUCCAUCGCUGGUGAGAAUAGCCAGGUCGUCAUGAUUGCUAUAUCAGCAGCAGUCGCCAUCGUCCUCCUCACCGUGGUGAUGUACAUCAUAAUUGGGAGAUUCUGUGGGUACAACAAAUCAAAGCAUAUUUCUGAUGAUAAAAGAAUAUAUUACCCAAACGGUCACAUUAAACUUCCAGGUUUACGAACAUAUGUGGAUCCACACACAUAUGAGGACCCCAGCCAAGCUGUCCAUGAGUUUGCCAAGGAGUUGGAUUCUUCCUCUAUAUCUAUUGAUAAAGUUGUUGGUGCAGGAGAAUUUGGAGAAGUGUGCAGUGGACGUCUGAAGCUACCCUCCAAAAAGGAGAUCUCAGUAGCUAUCAAAACCCUUAAAGUUGGUUAUACUGAGAAACAAAGGCGGGACUUCCUGAGUGAAGCAAGCAUUAUGGGACAGUUUGAUCACCCAAAUAUCAUUCAUCUGGAAGGAGUGGUUACAAAAAGUAAGCCUGUCAUGAUUGUUACAGAAUACAUGGAGAAUGGUUCCUUGGACAGUUUUCUCAGGAAGCAUGAUGCCCAGUUCACAGUCAUUCAGCUUGUCGGCAUGCUUCGGGGGAUAGCUUCUGGUAUGAAGUACUUGUCCGACAUGGGCUAUGUGCAUCGGGACUUGGCUGCUCGCAACAUCCUUGUCAACAGCAACUUGGUGUGUAAAGUGUCUGACUUUGGACUCUCCAGGGUCCUUGAAGAUGACCCUGAAGCUGCUUACACAACACGGGGUGGAAAAAUCCCCAUCCGAUGGACGGCGCCAGAAGCUAUCGCCUACCGCAAGUUCACCUCAGCUAGUGACGUGUGGAGUUAUGGGAUUGUUCUCUGGGAGGUGAUGUCGUACGGAGAGAGGCCUUACUGGGAAAUGUCCAAUCAGGAUGUAAUUAAAGCGGUUGAUGAAGGGUAUCGGCUGCCACCCCCCAUGGACUGCCCAGCUGCCCUGUAUCAGCUGAUGCUGGACUGUUGGCAGAAGGAUAGGAAUAACAGGCCUAAGUUUGAACAGAUUGUCAGCAUCCUGGACAAGUUGAUUCGGAAUCCCAGCAGCCUGAAGAUCAUCGCUAAUACUGCAGCAAGGCCAUCAAAUCUGCUGCUUGACCGGAGCAACACAGACGUUACAGCUUUCCGCUCCGUGGGUGACUGGCUUGACGGUGUCCGGAUGGGACAAUACAAGGAUAGUUUCACGGGGGCAGGAUAUAGCUCCUGCGACAUGGUGGCAAAAUUGGCCUCAGAUGAUAUAAUGAAGCUGGGAGUUACUCUUUCUGGACAUCAGAAAAAGAUAGUGAGCAGCAUUAAGCAACUGGAAACACACACAAAGAACAGUCCAGUUGCAGUGUAAACUUCAAGUCAAGUCUUUGUGCAUCAAGGGAUUUAGCCAAUGAGAAUGACCACUGCAAUGGUAUGGGGACUGAUAAUGCUAUGGAGGCCACAAAAUGAGAAAUCGGUUUGGUCAGUUGAUGUGGUGCGUGAAAGACUUUCAAACUCUAUAAGUGUAAAUGCCUUAAAAAAAAGGAAUGAUGGCUCUGUUUUCUACCUUUUUUAUAUAUUUAAAAAAAGGUGGUAUGUUUAAGUAUUAUUUAUGAUGGUAAAAAAAUUAAAAUCUUAAAACCUUUCAGCGGCAGGCAGCAGAAGAGAAUCUAGUUAAAAUCUGUCAUGGGGAAGAAAGGAAUUUCUUUUUGUUUUUAAAUAAAAGAAAAAUAUUAUAGUUAGAAAGAUAAAUGAACUUUUGGACAUUGGUAAGCCAAUCUGUGAGUUAGAAGCAGCAGAAGUGAUGCAAGCUUGAGUGUGGCUUUCAGUUUUUAAACUGGUUAAAUUAUUUCCUAAAACAAACCCAAUAAAAUUUGGCAAUAGGUAUCUCGCGGUGAAUGGAAAGUUUAAUGACUAUCUUAUGGCAUUAUGUCUUAAGCAAUUUAUAGACCAUAUUUUAGACUUUGCUGUCAAAGUGAAGACCCCUCCCAACUUUUCCUAUUGUUCUGCCAUGUUGGAGUGUGCACAGAUGAUCAUUAAGCAUUAGCCUAUACAAGAUUACCCAAUUUCACAUAUUCAAAUGUUAAUUCAUUUUUCAAAAAUGAUCUGUUUCCCCCACAGUAUUGAAAAUUUUGUGAAAUAUGUAUUAUCUACAUUAAAUUUUUUAUCUAUUUUUGUCACAA